AUCUCCUAUUAUUUUCUGAACUAUCAACUGAAGGUUGCAAACAUGAUACUGAAAUUCAAAUCUUACGCAUUCUUUGUUAUACUGAACAGUUGCAUUUUGAGAAGCAUAGUGGACGCUACAGACAGACGUUGUCCGGAUAAUUAUAUCCGUUGUAGAGACGGGAUUCGAUGUUUCCCUCUUGUAGCAUUAUGUGAUAAUACGACAGCGCUCUGUAAAGAUGGUAGUGACAAGGAUCCUGAGUUCUGCAGAGUGCAAAGUUGUCCUUCCACUCAUGCUAAAUGUAGAGAUGGACUCCAAUGUUUCCCAUUACGAGAUCUGUGUGAUGGGGAUACAACUUACUGUCUUGAUCAAAGUGACGAAGAUCCCAACUUUUGUAGAGAUCAAAACUGUGAACCUGGUUACAGUAAGUGUAGGGAUGGUAUACACUGUUAUAUGUCUCAAUGGAUCUGUGAUCGUGCUGGAACAUAUAAUUGUCCAGACCACAGUGACGAAGACCCAGAAUUCUGUAAACAACAAAGUUGUCCUGAAUUUGAUGCCUGGGAUGACUGGAAUGGUUGGAGGAAAUGUCGAGACGGAAAGCAAUGUUUCAACGUACAUGGCUUAUGUGAUGGUAUCGCUUAUUGUAAUGAUUUUAGUGACGAGGACCCAGAGUUUUGUAAAAACCAGACAUGUGCUGAAGGCUAUAUAAAAUGUCGUGAUGGUAAUGAAUGUUUUCCUUUGUGGGGUCUUUGCGAUGGUGGAGAUGGAAGCACCAUGUUUAAUUGUGACGAUUGGAGUGAUGAGGAUCCAAAAUUCUGUAGAGUACAUGAGUGUGACAAAGACUAUGUGAAAUGUCGAGACGGUAUCCAGUGUAUAAAACGCAAUCGUCUGUGUGACGGAUCUAACUGGUAUCCUAGAAUUGACUGUGCUGACAACAGCGAUGAGGAUCCCGAGUUUUGCAAAUUACAUGAAUGUGCUUCGGGGCACUCUAAAUGUAGGGAUGGUAUCCAUUGUUUCCCCGAUACGGCCCUUUGUGAUGAACUGGGCCGCUAUUGUCCAGAUGAUAGCGAUGAUAGUGAAGACUUUUGUAAAGAGAAAUAUUGUGCACCCGGUUACACUAAAUGUAGAGAUGGUAUUCAUUGUUUUCCUUACGCAUCUUUGUGUGAUGGACAAGAAGUUUAUUGUGCAGAUGGCAGUGAUGAAGAUGAUGAUUUUUGCAAAGCUGCUUGGUUCCAAGAGUAAAAACGUCAGGAGAACUUGUAGUAAAGUACAAGGCUAAGGCAAGGUCUUUUCGUACAAAUAAAAAUAGUCACUUGUCAA
This is a messenger RNA of Mytilus californianus (California mussel), 1299 nucleotides long. RefSeq names its product low-density lipoprotein receptor-related protein 2-like. The transcript is spliced from 11 exons. Gene Ontology annotation, molecular function: protein binding. The record is from RefSeq and is a predicted model, not a curated record. Bases 43 to 1221 code for a protein of 392 amino acids. NCBI's taxonomy places the organism in Eukaryota, Metazoa, Mollusca, Bivalvia, Mytilida, Mytilidae. Gene Ontology annotation, cellular component: plasma membrane.